AUGGACCGGAGUAGGGAUAAGUGCCGGAGGAAGGCGUCGGCUUCGAGCUCGUCGAGCUCUUCAAGCACGACGAAUGAUGAAGCUCUUUUUGGCCGGAGGAAGAAGCAAGCGGGACGCCGGAGCAGUCGGAGGCUGACGAUCGAAGAGGCGGUCAAGAAAGAAGGCUCGAAUUUCAUCAACUUCAAUCCCUUCCAAGCCGGGCAGUCCGGCGAUCCCGUACCGAAGAAGAAAACAGCUGCAGGCGCGAAGAAGCCAAGCUCAAAGGCCGGGCGGAGGAAGACCUUCCACGGCACCGGCUGCUCGUCCCAAGUCGAUCCCGCCCUGCCCGAGAUCUCAUCCACCAGCGGUGCUGGUCCCCAGUCGUUCACCCAGCAACGUUUUCCACCCCGGUCACCAUUUGUGAAGCAAGCAACGCCGGGCCAGAGCUCCAGCCGGCCUUCGUUUACGUUCUAUGCAUUCGAUCCGCUCAGUCCAAUCCAACCGAGCGAUAAUCAAGGAUGGAGACAGACUGUUGAGCCAACAAGUUCGAGCGACGAAGACACCGUUGUUGACCAGAAGAGGCCAGCAGCACGAAAUGCCGGACGGCGGUCGACGGUCGAGCGAGCUGUCCAAGCCAAGAACUCGAACUUCAUCGACUUCAAUCCUUUCCAAGCAGGCACUCCCUCAGCCCCGAUCUCCAAGAAUCGCAAAUCGGCGCCCAGUAAGCUGACCAGGUCCGAUGGAAAGCACUCUCAUCGUAGGAGAACCGUCGUUGGUCGUGCCUCAGAAAACCCAUCUUCCUCACAACAUACCUUUUCCGAUCACGGUUCGUCCCCUGGCAAGCCCGGUCCCUGCUUGUCCGGCCAAACAUCUGAUAAGCAAGAGAUCGGACAUCAUGGCUGCAACGCUCGGGCGAGUUUCCCUCAGUCAACAUUCAUCAAAGAGCUUCCAAUAUCGCCUGCCUCCUGGGAUGAAAAAUCAAAGGUCUCUCCGCUGGCCGGGUCGAGCCCAACGAACAUCCCUGAACCGCACAGCCACCAUGCGUCCCAUCCGACUCGAACCCCCACAUCCAAUAAUCCCUUUCUUACGGCAGACGGAAAUCCUCUCCUGGAUCCUGCUGUUCCUUCAGUCCGGGUCCCUUGGAAAUAUUAUCCACCCUUGCCCGUCUUAUCCCCGAACUUUCUGUUAUCAGGCAAAGGGCAGUUGGAAAAAAACACACGUGAUUCCUGA
Molecule: messenger RNA, 1209 nt
Organism: Puccinia triticina
Lineage: Eukaryota; Fungi; Basidiomycota; Pucciniomycetes; Pucciniales; Pucciniaceae
Exons: 4
Coding region: 1-1209 (402 amino acids)
Source: RefSeq, a predicted model, not a curated record